CACACAGGUCACAUUCUGUUAAGAGUGGUUGCAGGGCCAGCCACAACUGGCAUUAGUUGCCUGAAGAACAUCCACCUUAAUAUCAAUGUUUGUAACUCAAUGAGGUUUUGUACACAGAAGGUUUGAAUCCUGAGAAGCUGACUGAGCAUCUGAGCACAGGUUUACUCCAAUUGCCACUUACAAAUGUAUUGACAUAUAGCAAGCACUUCUGAAUCAAAGAAGUUCUUCAAGCUGCUAUUGUCAGGAAGAAUGCAGUCUGCAUUCUCAUGUCCCAGGGGGGAUACUGAGAAAGAGUCUGAGGAGCCAUCGCAUAGAGGUAUAGGUUUGCGUCGCAAAAGAGAAUUUACACCAGAAGAGAAAAAGGAUGCAUCUUACUGGGAAAAACGUCGCAAGAACAAUGAGGCAGCCAAGCGUUCACGAGAGAAGCGCAGAGCAAAUGAUUUUAUGCUGGAGACACGGCUAGUGGCACUAAGUGAUGAAAAUGCAGCUCUACGAGCUGAGCUACUGGCUUUGAACCUACGAUAUGGCCUGCUCAACUCUAAUUGUCCUUACUCAUCGCAUCAGAGGAGCUUCCUUCAGAUGCAUUCAUACUUUGCUCAAACAUCAAACACCUACCCAGACAGAGAGCUUUGGGAAAGGGAAAAAGUGAGUCAGGGACCUUCCCAGUGGCCUGGAUACCAGCAAACAUCUGAGACCAUAGCAGCGAAUUAUGGCGCAAACUUUGCCACACAUUCCUUCCCUAUCAACAGGGCUUAUUCUUACCUUCCAGAUGUCCCAGGUUUUGUUCCCUCUACAAGCACACCCAUGGUCUUAGCUCCUGUGUUCCCACCACUGGCCGCUUCAUUCCCAGAAAUUCCAGUGUUACAUCCAGUGGGUCAGAGAACAACAAUACACAAGGAGGUUGAGCAGCAGCCACCAGCCAAUGGCAGUACUACGCUGCCUCACAAGCUGAGGCUAAAGAAUCCAAGAUCAGCAAAGAAAAAAGAAGGCAGAAUCUCACCGACAUCCUCAUUCUCAAUAUAUUUAUCAAGCUAAAGAAUGGUGCUUGAUAAAUGCUGCAUGCUAACAUUUCAAUGUAAACUAUUUGUUGAAUUUUUCUUCAUGUAAAAAAAAUGAAUGACAUUCACUAUGCCCUCAGUUUUAAUUUUUUUUUAAUUCUGAAAAAUCACAAAAAUCAACAAAUGUUCAUGCAGAUGAGAGAAUGGCAUGUAAUUAAAUAUCUGACUUUUUGAUGAAAGGAAGCACAGACUCAUUCUGGGAAUCAUUGCUGCCUCACAGAUCCAGAGUUCAAUGUUCAAUCCUGAGUUCAGGGUUGUGUCAUUUUGGACUUUCCACCAAGUUUCAUUUGGGUAUCCUGGUUUCCACACGCUCUCCAAAAACAGCAUGUCUAAAUUGGGUAAAUGGAGUGUGAAUUAGUGUGAAUGAGAUUGGGCAGCAUGGUGGUACAGUAGUUAAUGCUGUUGCCUUGUCCCAAGAAGGUUCUGGGUUUGAAUCUCAAGGCUGACAGGAGCCUUUCUGUGUGGAGGUUGUCUGUGUAGAUUUCCUCUGGUUUUCCCCCACAGUUGAAAGGCAUACAUAUUAGGUACAAUAGAGCCACUGUAAUUGGUGCAAGCUGUAGUGGUUUCCCAGCCAUAAUGUAUACAUAUCUUGCUAUGGCAAAGCUAAAAAAUUUUUUUUUUUUAAAGUGUGUGUGAUCCCGGGCGGCACGGUGGUGUAGUGGUUAGCGCUGUCGCCUCACAGCAAGAAGGUCCUGGGUUCGAGCCCCGGGGCCGGAGAGGGCCUUUCUGUGUGGAGUUUGCAUGUUCUCCGCGUGUCCGUGUGGGUUUCCUCCGGGUGCUCUGGUUUCCCCCACAGUCCAAAGACAUGCAGGUUAGGUUAACUGGUGACU
Molecule: messenger RNA, 1888 nt
Organism: Neoarius graeffei (lesser salmon catfish)
Lineage: Eukaryota; Metazoa; Chordata; Actinopteri; Siluriformes; Ariidae
Gene: nfil3-4
Product: nuclear factor, interleukin 3 regulated, member 4
Exons: 2
Coding region: 250-1035 (261 amino acids)
Biological process (GO): regulation of DNA-templated transcription; circadian rhythm
Cellular component (GO): nucleus
Molecular function (GO): DNA binding; DNA-binding transcription factor activity
Source: RefSeq, a predicted model, not a curated record